UAUAUAAAAGACAUGUUGGACAUGGCAAAUACACCACGAAAAUUAGAAAUUCACAAUAAUAACAAUGGAAGAUUUGAAGUUACAUGGAUUUUGGUAUAGUCCCUUUACGAUGAGGGUGGUAUGGACCUUGAAGUUGAAGGGUCUAGCAUAUGAGAACAUUGAAGAAGAUCGCUACAAUAAGAGUCCUCAACUUCUAGAAUACAACCCUGUGCAUAAGAAGACUCCAGUGCUUGUUCAUGGUGGAAAACCCAUUUGUGAGUCCAUGAUCAUUGUUCAAUACAUUGAUGAGUUAUGGCCACAGAAUCCAUUGGUCCCUCAUGAUCCCUAUGACAGAGCUCAAGCAAGAUUUUGGGUUGCAUAUUCUGAACAACUGUUUUCUGCAGUUGUACCACUAAUUUACGUCGAUAUUGCUGAUGAUGAAGAGAAGGAGAAGGUCAUAGAAAAGGUUCAAAAACUUCUAAAAGAUAUUGAAGAUCAAUGCGUAUUAUUGGAUGAUGAGAAAAAAUUCUUUGGUGGUGACAAUAUCAAUAUAGUGGACAUAGCUUUCGGGUCAAUGAUCAAAUUUCUUGUAACUAUGGAAGAUCUGAAUAAAUUGAAGGUGCUAGAAGUUGAGAAGUUUCCUCGCUUACAUUCAUGGUUUGAUAAUUUCAAGAAUGUUUCAAUCAUCAAAGAAAACCUUCCCAAUAGAGAGAAAAUGUGUGCUAUUAUGAAGUAUAUCAGAGAAAGGAAAAGAGAAUUGCAAUCAUCUAACUAGUUCAAAAAGAUGGUUCCUUAUAUGAAGUGAUUAUGUUCUUUAUAUACAUUUGCUUGAAAA
This is a messenger RNA of Arachis stenosperma, 814 nucleotides long. Its product is annotated as probable glutathione S-transferase. Gene Ontology annotation, cellular component: cytoplasm. Gene Ontology annotation, molecular function: glutathione transferase activity. The transcript is spliced from 2 exons. Bases 65 to 754 code for a protein of 229 amino acids. Gene Ontology annotation, biological process: glutathione metabolic process. NCBI's taxonomy places the organism in Eukaryota, Viridiplantae, Streptophyta, Magnoliopsida, Fabales, Fabaceae. The record is from RefSeq and is a predicted model, not a curated record.